AUGGAGAUAGAUAGUCGUAGUGCUGUGGACAUGGAGAAGGAAGAUGACCGUUGUCUCAUUGAGCAAGUGGAGUUGACGGUGCCGAAAACCGAUGAUCCCACCUUGCCGGUGCUCACAUUCCGAAUGUGGGUUCUCGGUUUGGUCUCAUGUAUCCUUCUCUCCUUUGUGAACCAGUUUUUCUGGUACAGGACUCAGCCCUUGACUAUCUCAGCCAUCAGUGCACAGAUUGCUGUGGUGCCACUCGGACAUUUCAUGGCGAGAGUGCUUCCCACGCGCAGCUUUUUCCAAGGUACUCAGUUAGAGUUCACCAUGAAUCCGGGGCCUUUCAAUGUCAAGGAACAUGUUUUGAUCACCAUAUUUGCGAAUUGCGGGGCUGGGACUGUUUAUGCUAGUCAUAUCUUGACUGCUGUUAAGCUCUUAUACAAGAGGAAGCUCACUUUUCUUCCUGCCUUUAUUGUUAUGCUCACCACUCAGGUUUUGGGGUUUGGUUGGGCUGGAAUUUUCAGAAAAUAUCUGGUUGAGCCAGAGAAGAUGUGGUGGCCCGGUAAUCUGGUUCAGGUUUCAUUGUUCAGUGCUCUGCAUGAGAAGAGCAAAAGGCCUAAAGGAAGCAUGACUCGUACCCAGUUCUUCCUCGUAGUGAUGAUUGCCAGUUUUGCUUACUAUAUCUUCCCCGGUUAUCUUUUAAUUAUGCUAACAACUAUCUCUUGGGUUUGUUGGAUUCGACCCAAGUCUAUUCUAGUUAACCAGCUGGGUUCUGGCAUGAAUGGCCUUGGAAUUGGUUCUUUUGCAAUUGAUUGGUCUACUAUUUCAUCAUAUCUUGGUACUCCUUUGGCUAGCCCAUGGUUCGCCUCAGCCAACGUUGCUGUUGGAUUUUUCCUUGUCAUGUAUGUGAUGACACCCAUCACAUACUGGUCUAAUAUAUACAGCGCCAAAACAUUCCCAAUAUUUUCUAGCCACUUGUUCAUGGCGAAUGGUUCUAUGUAUGAGGUCCUCGAUGUCAUUGAUUCCAGGUUUCAACUUGAUCACGGCGAAUAUGCAAAGAAGGGGCCUCUGCAUUUGAGCACCUUUUUCGCUUGUACUUAUGGUCUUGGAUUUGCUGCACUUUCUGCUACAGUUAUGCAUGUUCUACUCUUUAAUGCAAGGGAUAUACUGGACGCGUUUCAUGGAAAUAAGAAAAAGGAUGUCCACACAAGGCUUAUGAAGAGUUACAAAUCGGUGCCAACAUUGUGGUUUAUCAUCAUCCUUGUGAUCAAUAUUGCUCUUAUCAUUUUUGCUUCUGUGUAUUACAAGGAGUCACUUCAAUUGCCUUGGUGGGGUGCAAUGCUUGCUUGUUUCAUGGCCUUUGCGUUCACAUACCCAAUUGGUGUCAUCUAUGCCACAACAAACAUGGAACCAGGUUUGAAUGUCAUCACAGAAUAUGUGAUUGGAUACCUGUACCCUGAGCGCCCUGUAGCUAACAUGUGCUUCAAAGUGUAUGGUUACAUUAGCAUGACACAAGCCCUACAAUUUGUAAUGGAUUUUAAGCUUGGUCACUACAUGAAGAUUCCGCCAAGAGCAAUGUUCACAGCACAGAUGGUAGGAACCGUUGUAGCAGUGGUUGUAUACCAAUGCACAGCGUGGUGGCUGAUGUCAGACAUUCGCAACCUCUGUGAUACCUCCCUGCUACCACCAGGCAGCCCUUGGACUUGUCCAAUGGACCGCGUGUUCUUUGAUGCAUCUGUUAUCUGGGGUCUCGUUGGACCACGCAGAAUUUUUGGAAACCUUGGUGAAUACAGUAACAUCAACUGGUUUUUCCUCGGGGGCGCCGUUGCUCCAGUUCUUGUUUGGCUUGCGCAUAGGGCUUUCCCCAAACAAAAAUGGAUUCUCGCUGUUAACAUGCCUGUCCUGCUAGGUGCGACGGGGAUGAUGCCCCCUGCCACGGCUAUAAACUUUACAAGUUGGAUAUUUGUGGCAUUUGUUUCAGGCUUUGUUGUCUUCAGGUACCGGCAAGAUUGGUGGAAGAAGUAUAACUAUGUUGUCUCUGGUGGUCUUGAUGCCGGAACUGCCUUUGUUACAAUAUUGUUAUUCCUUACCUUGCAGUCCCAGAACAUUAAUCUCGAGUGGUGGGGGAACAAAGGAGAGCCAUGUCCCUUGGCUACAUGCCCUACUGCCAAAGGGGUUAUUGUUGAUGGCUGCCCGGUCCUCUAAGAUGAAAUUUCAUAAUUUUAGAUCUUUUAGAAGAAACAAUCUUUACUUUAGUCUGUAAAUUGCUUGUCUUGGGUUCUUUUGUAGGCAACUUUUAUUUAGAUUUCAUAUAUUGAUGAUGAAGAAACUUAAGAGCGUUUGAUGUAGAGAUGUGUUUGAAUAAAUGACAUUAUACUCUCCAU
Molecule: messenger RNA, 2366 nt
Organism: Fragaria vesca subsp. vesca
Lineage: Eukaryota; Viridiplantae; Streptophyta; Magnoliopsida; Rosales; Rosaceae
Product: oligopeptide transporter 6-like
Exons: 5
Coding region: 1-2187 (728 amino acids)
Biological process (GO): transmembrane transport
Molecular function (GO): oligopeptide transmembrane transporter activity
Source: RefSeq, a predicted model, not a curated record